Molecule: messenger RNA, 1060 nt
Organism: Paralichthys olivaceus (Japanese flounder)
Lineage: Eukaryota; Metazoa; Chordata; Actinopteri; Pleuronectiformes; Paralichthyidae
Source: RefSeq, a predicted model, not a curated record
GUUCAAAGUGCGUUCGCUGGUCAAUGACCCUCGGCUGCUGUUUGGACUGUGACAGUUUUGUCGGGCUUCAUCGCAAAGAAGAAGAAGGAAGACACACCGGGUGAGGAGACAUCGCCAUGACUACUGAAUACCAUGACAACAGUGAAGAGGACAACAGCUCGUUCUGGAACAAAGAGCCUCGACCUGUCUAUUUCUCAGGUGUCCCCAGGUUCAGACGUUGGAUAUUUCCUGCCCUGACAGCGACAGUCAUCCUGGUGCUGAUCAUAGCACUGGGAGCUAGCAACACGAAGACGUCAAAUCGACUGUGGUCUGUGGAGGAGAGUGUUUUGAAUCUGACUGAAUCGGUGGUCGUGGCUCAGAAGCUCAGUGCAGACGCAGCCGCAGACGUUCGCCGGCUCAAGUUUUCUGUGGAGAACAACAAGGACCAGUUGACGUCAGUAUCCGAGGCCCUGAGGCAGCUCUCGACCCUGGACGCUCUCAGCAGGACGGUCACUUCACUGAAAUGUUCCCUCGAACACAUCAUCAACAACAGUUCACAAACGAGCGGCUGUUGUCCUCUGGGUUGGGAUGUUUUCCAGACUUCCUGUUAUUUCUUCAGCAGGACGCCUUUGUCGUGGCACGCUGCAAGAGACUGGUGCAACGAACACGAAUCUCACCUGCUCAUACUCAACAUUGACAAGGAGUGGGACUUUGUGACCCACCAUUCUAGCGGUGCCUUCUUCUGGAUAGGUCUGACCGAUGAGAGAACAGGAAACUGGGAGUGGGUCAACCAGACACCGUACGUCAUGAACCGGAGACGGUGGAAACCUGGUCAGCCGGACAGUUGGAUCCAUCACGGUUUAGGCCCCGGAGACGAGGACUGUGCUCACCUCCACAGCGACGGACGCCUCAACGACCUGCACUGCUCCUCCAUGUUGCGCUUUAUCUGCCAGAAACACAGCGAGCACAACUAAAGACCGCCUCCUCCGAUCAGGCUCCGUCUUUAUGCUGCUCACUUCAUGCGUCCACACAUGAAGACGCCAUUAAACAGUUUGAUCCAACGAAUCAGACUCGUCCGUCU